UGGGCGGGGCGGCGCGGCCAAGAUGCUGAGCCGGCUGAUGAGCGGCAGCAGCAGGAGCCUGGAGCGCGAGUGCAGCUGCACCGUCCGCCUGCUGGACGACUCCGAGUACUCCUGCACCAUCCAGAGAGAUGCCAAAGGCCAGUAUCUCUUCGACCUUCUUUGCCACCAUCUAAACCUCCUGGAGAAGGACUACUUUGGGAUCCGCUUCGUAGACCCGGACAAGCAGAGGCACUGGUUGGAGUUCACAAAGUCUGUGGUGAAGCAGCUGCGAUCGCAGCCGCCGUUCACCAUGUGCUUCCGUGUGAAGUUCUACCCCACCGAUCCCGCUGCUCUGAAAGAGGAAAUCACCAGGUAUCUUGUCUUCUUGCAGAUCAAAAGAGACCUCUACCACGGCCGUCUUCUGUGCAAGACCUCCGACGCUGCUCUGUUAGCUGGCUAUAUCCUUCAAGCGGAGAUUGGUGACUAUGACCCUGGGAAGCACCCGGAAGGUUACAGCUCCAAGUUCCAGUUUUUCCCCAAACAUUCAGAAAAGCUGGAAAAGAAAAUUGCAGAGAUCCACAAAACAGAGCUCAGUGGUCAGACACCAGCUAUGUCCGAGUUAAACUUUUUAAGGAAAGCUCAGACCUUGGAGACGUAUGGCGUUGACCCGCACCCGUGCAAGGACGUCUCUGGGAAUCCGGCCUUCCUGGCAUUUACUCCGUUUGGAUUCGUGGUCCUGCAAGGAAACAAGCGAGUGCACUUCAUCAAAUGGAAUGAAGUGGCAAAAAUGAAAUUUGAAGGCAAGACGUUCUAUUUAUACGUAAGUCAGAAAGAGGAAAAGAAAAUUGUUCUGACAUAUUUUGCUCCAACUCCUGAAGCCUGCAAGCAUCUCUGGAAGUGUGGGAUUGAAAAUCAAGCUUUUUAUAAGCUGGAGAAAUCGAGCCAAGUCCGCACAGUUUCCAGCAGCAACCUCUUCUUCAAAGGGAGUCGGUUCCGAUACAGCGGCCGAGUCGCAAAAGAAGUGAUGGAGUCCAGUGCCAAGAUCAAGAGGGAGCCCCCGGAAAUCCACAGGGCCGGACUGGUUCCCAGCCGCAGCUGCCCUUCCAUUACUCACGGGCCUCGACUCAGCAGCGUUCCUAGGACCCGAAGGAGAGCCGUGCACAUCUCCAUCAUGGAAGGCCUGGAGUCUUUGCGGGACAGCGCCCACUCCACCCCCGUGCGCUCCACCUCCCACAGCGAUGCCUUCCUGCCCCGCUCAGAGAGCGGCCGGGCGGAGAGCAGCGAGCGGGUGGCCAUCAUCUCUGACGAGAUCUACAGCCCUUCGGACAGCGUCCUGCCCACUCCGGUGGCCGAGCACAGCCUGGAGCUGAUGCUGCUGUCCCGGCAGAUCAACGGGGCGCCCUGCAGCAUCGAGGAAGAGAAGGAGUCGGAAGCCAACACCCCCACUGCGGCUGAGGCCACCCCGGGCAGCGGGGAGCUCCGGGCCUUGUGUCAGGGCGCAGCAGCCCGCCGGGGCCAAGCACAAGCCCAACAGGUGAAUAAGUUUGUUUUAAGUGUCCUCCGUUUGCUCCUUGUGACAGUUGGGCUCCUCUUUGUUUUGCUCCUCCUCCUCAUCGCCCUUACCGAGUCUGACCUUGACGUUGCCUUUUUCCAUGAUAUUCGCCAGACCCCCGAGUUUGAACAAUUCCACUAUCAAUACUUUUGUCCCCUCAGGCGAUGGGUUGCCUGCAAAAUCCGCUUCGUGCUCAGCCUCCUCCUUGACAGCUGAAG
Messenger RNA from Heteronotia binoei (common prickly gecko), 1749 nucleotides. RefSeq names its product FERM domain containing 5 (gene FRMD5). Gene Ontology annotation, cellular component: cytoskeleton. The transcript has 14 exons. The coding region runs from base 23 to 1747 and encodes 574 amino acids. Gene Ontology annotation, molecular function: cytoskeletal protein binding. Lineage: Eukaryota; Metazoa; Chordata; Lepidosauria; Squamata; Gekkonidae. The record is from RefSeq and is a predicted model, not a curated record.